GAGAGUCCAAACCCCAGCUCUAGUGAUGAGGCAUCAGCAGAACGACGCCAGGAGAAUCGCACAGCUAAGAAGACGUUUUACCGCUGCCCGGAGUGUGGGAAAGAGUUUCCUCACCCAUCAAAACUACAGAGACAUCUUAGAACACACACAGGAGAGAAACCAUAUCCUUGCUCUGUGUGCGGGAAGAGAUUCAGUGAUACAGGGACCCUCAAAACACACGAGAGGUUGCACACAGGAGAGAAACCGUACAUCUGCCCGGAAAAGAACUGUUGGAAGAGGUUUGUCAGCCAAGGAGAGUUAAAACUACACCAUCGGACACACACCGGAGAGAAACCUUGCCACUGCUCUGUGUGUGGGAAGAGUUUCUCACGUAUGUGGCACUUGAAGGUCCACAUGAUGACGCAUGCCGGAGAGAAGCAGAGACUCAGCAUGAAAAAACCUUUCCCAUGCUCUGAGUGUGAGAGGGGCUGCAACUCUGCAGCAGAGCUCAAGAUGCACCAGAGGAUGCACACUGGGGAGAGACCUUACCAGUGUUCCACCUGCAAAAAGACCUUUGUUUUCCCAAGCUCUCUAACAAGACAUGAACAAUCCCAUAUAAGCGAAGCGAAUAGUACCGCCAAGCCGUACAGCUGCUCAGAAUGUGGGAAGGAAUUCACUCAGCCAUGGACCUUAAAGAUACACAUGCGCCAGCACACCGGAGAGAAACCGUACCACUGCUCUCAAUGGGAGAAGAGGUUCUCAUCCUCGUCACUCCUUAAAAGACACCAGAGGGUUCACACCGGAGAGAAACCAUUCCAGUGCUCCGACUGCGGGAAGAGUUUCUCCUCGUCUGCGAAUAGAACCAGUCACCGUCGUCGUAUCCAUGAAGGUAUACAGGGUGGGUCACAGCCACAGGAGGCAACCUCUGUGGAUGGUACCAGUAAGGCUUAUGUUGACCAAAACAACCAGGUUGAACCCACAGUUGUAGAGGAGGCUGGUCUCAGUCUGGUACUCGAUGUCAAAGUAAAAGAAGAGGAGGAAGACCCUGCUUUUGCAGAGAGACCUGACCAUUGCUCUGAGAGUGAGGAGAGUCCCUCUACAUUAGGAGGACCUGACCAACACCAGGAGAACAACAAAGCUCUGGGCCCUCACAUCUGCUCAACGUGUGGAAAAGAACUAUCCAGCUCCUACAAACUAAUGCUACACCAGAGAACACACACAGGAGAGAAGCCUUACGAGUGUAUGGUGUGUGGGAAGGGCUUCUCCCAAGCCGCAAACCUCAAGACGCACCAGAAAGUGCACAGUGGAGAGAAACCGUACCCCUGCCCUGACUGCGGGAGCAGGUUUACUCACAUGGGAGACUUGAAGAGACACCAGUUGUUGCACUCGGGUGAGAAACCUUAUAGCUGCCCCGAGUGCGGGAAGAGUUUUUCUCAGUUGGCGCACCUGAAAUCUCACCAACAGACACACACAGGGGAGAAACCUUUCCUCUGCGCUCAUUGUGAAAAGACUUUCUCCACUGCAGCCAAGCUGAAGAACCACGAGAGAGUGCACACUGGCGAGAGACCUUACUGCUGCUCCUACUGCCCCAAACGCUUUGCUCUAUCUGGGACACUGGUGAAACAUGAACGACUCCACACCGGAGAAACGCCAUACCAAUGUGGAGAUUGCGGUAAGGGAUUUGCUCAACUGGUGUCCUUGAAAAUACAUGCCCAAUCACACACUGGAGUCAACUUCUACAAAUGUUUCCAAUGUGACCAGAGCUUCUCCACUUCAACCAAGCUGAAGGAACAUCAGAGAAUCCACACUGGGGAGAACCUGUACCAAUGCACCGAAUGUGGGAAGAGUUUCACUAUCGAGUCAAAGCUGCUGAAACACCAGAGAGUUCACACUGGAGAGAAACCGUACCAGUGCUCCGGGUGUGGAAUGAGGUUCUCGCUCUCUGAGAACCUACUGAGACACCAGCGUAACUCUUCAGGGAUCUGUGGUGCUGUGAGCCUUAACCAGGCUACUGGGAGUGGGAUUCUACUUCUACAAGAUGCUGCUGUCUUCCCGAAUAUACUGGUCAAGGCUGGGCACAAACCCACAGAGUCCCUGCCUUCUGACCAGAGCCAUAGUGAAGCCUCCACUCAAACUGCUGGGAUGACUGUUAACGUUAAAGAGGAGGAGCAAACACUUGGACUGAAGAUUAAAACUGAAGAACUGGAGGAGGAGGAGGAAGAAGAAGAAGAAGAAGAAGAAGAAGAAGAGGAGAGGAAGAAGAGGAGGAGGAAGUUGUUGGGCUGAUUAAUUCUGAUGGAGAAGAAAUGGACUGGGAUUCUUCUCUUCUUGGAUAUAAUCCCAGUCAGAGUUCUGACAUUGAAGAGAGUCCCUCUACAUCAGGAGAACCUGAACAUCACCAGGAGAAUCACAACGCUAAG
Molecule: messenger RNA, 2399 nt
Organism: Oncorhynchus masou masou (cherry salmon)
Lineage: Eukaryota; Metazoa; Chordata; Actinopteri; Salmoniformes; Salmonidae
Product: zinc finger protein 345-like
Exons: 5
Coding region: 373-2265 (630 amino acids)
Biological process (GO): regulation of transcription by RNA polymerase II
Molecular function (GO): RNA polymerase II cis-regulatory region sequence-specific DNA binding; DNA-binding transcription factor activity
Source: RefSeq, a predicted model, not a curated record